This is a messenger RNA of Physcomitrium patens, 1850 nucleotides long. The record is from RefSeq and is a predicted model, not a curated record. NCBI's taxonomy places the organism in Eukaryota, Viridiplantae, Streptophyta, Bryopsida, Funariales, Funariaceae.
GUAUGUUCAGCAUGUGCAGAGAUUUAGAAUCGAAAUAUUCGGGAAUCUAUUUUGGGUCAAUAAUUGGAUAUUCAGUGAUGAAGUUGUUUUUGUCGUCUGGCUUUUUUGUGGAAUAUUUUAAAUGAAGAAAUUGUGUCCGGCAGAUCUGAAGAAAUUUUUGGAAGAGAGUGGGAGGAGGUUGAGUUUAGGUCUGUUGAAUGGUCUUUUAAUGGCUGUGCGGAAGUGUGGUUCUGAGUAGGGCUCCAGAGAUUGGCUGAUUUAUAUUCUUGGAAUUGUUUCCACGGUUGACGGUACUAUUUAAUGUAGGUUUCCUCGAGACGAUUUUACGAACACAGGAAUCGGAAACAUGGGAAUUGGAUUGAUUCAGAUUACUGUCGAGCACUUCGUAACAUUGAUUCAAAUGAUUACAUGCAUCAACUCUAAGGACGGUUGAGGACGGACCACUCACAUAUUUGUUUGUUUAAAUUUUGUUUUCCUCGAGAUCAAUUAGCAUACUCUUGUUGCGGAAUCGGUGGCGAUGUCAGAGGCAGGGAAAACAUUCAUCUGUCCAAUUUGCUUGGAGUUAAGCUACAAGCCCGUGGUCCAAGGAUGCGGCCAUAUGUUCUGUUUCUGGUGCGUCCACCGCUCCAUGAAUACUUCCACUGUCUCUCACUGCCCCGUCUGUCAAAAAUCUUAUGUCCACAUCCCUCGGAUCUCACCCCAGCUCCACCACCUCCUUCAACUCGUGAAUCCUAGCGAGUACCAAUCCCGCACUCAAGAGAUUUCAGCUGAAGAGCACGACCAGAAUAUUUACUCUCCUGAAAUCCCCCCAAACUCAUCUUCCUUAGGGCGCAAAGCCGCCAUAAAUUGUAAGAUCUGCAAGAAAAUGCUCUACAAGCCGGUGGCUAUGAACUGCGGCCACCUCAUGUGCCAAACAUGCGCCGCGUCCGGUCCAACCAACAGCUGCCGUUUCUGCGGUGUCUACCAUCCAGACGCCUUUCCGCAGGUAUGUGUGGAGCUGGAGCAGUACAUGGAGAGGGAGUUUCCGAAAGACUACAAGUUGAGAAGCGAGGAAGUGAAGAGCAGCGAUAAGGCGAAGAUGCAGAUGAAAUCAUGGAGGUCCCAGCCAGCGGAUGAUCCUGAGGAAAUUGGCGUUACGCAGAACCCGAUUCAUCAGAACGUUGGAUGCGACGGGUGUGGCAUGAUGCCCAUUCUUGGCAGACGAUUUCACUGUCUGGACUGUCCGGAAAGUUGUGGGUACGAUCUUUGCCAGACUUGUCAGGAUCGUGGGAACUCUUUGCCUGGGAGGUUCAACCAACGGCACGGGCCUCGACACCGCAUGGAGGAACGCUCCUUGCGAAACCCCUGGAUAUUUGUGUGGGCUUGGUGAAGAGCCUGUCAAGAAUUUCAGUUGCUUAAAAUCUUGACGUAUGAGUUGAAGUAAUGUUCCAUAGAAGUAGCUACGGCGACAGCAGUGCAUAUUAUCUUCAUCAACGAAUGCUGAAACGGGAUAAUCCAAUCCUCGUACGUGCUUAACAACGGUAGUGAUUUGUGCUUAUUGACGAUAUUCCCAAACGUAGAACACAGUUAUUAGCAACUUAGAGGACUAUCCUGCAACUAGAACAGUCCAGUUGUACAUUCAGUUGUAUAUCCAGUUGUAUCUGGCAACAUCAACUGCACAGGAUAGUUAACUGCAGAACGGGAGUUUUGACGCGUUUGCCUCACCUAAAUCUCAUCUACGCCUCCAUGACCCUUAUAUUUCAGCUUCAUUCUACGACCGUUCCACUGAAGUGUCACAGGAAUCAUCACUCACAAAACAGUCAAUCUACCGGUUGCAGUCUCUUCAACCAGGUCUGACUUCUAUUCCCAUA